This is a messenger RNA of Drechmeria coniospora, 537 nucleotides long. RefSeq lists its product as uncharacterized. Bases 1 to 537 code for a protein of 178 amino acids. NCBI's taxonomy places the organism in Eukaryota, Fungi, Ascomycota, Sordariomycetes, Hypocreales, Ophiocordycipitaceae. The transcript has 2 exons. The record is from RefSeq and is a predicted model, not a curated record.
AUGUCAGACAACGUCGGCCUCAGCACGCCGCGAGGCAGCGGAACGUCGGGAUAUGUGCAGCGCAAUCUCGCGCACAUUAAACCCCGCGAUUACGGUGCCCCGUACCCUUCAGACCUCGACAGUCUGCGCCACAAGCAGCGGCAGCCCGACAAGGGCAUUCUCGAGCACGACCGCAAGCGGCAGAUCGAGGUCAAGGUGUUUGAGUUGAGAGAUGAACUGGAAGAGAAGGAGAUCGACGAGGAUGAGAUUGACCGUCGGUGCGACGAGCUGAGGCAGAAACUGACGGCAGAAUCCGAAUCCGGCAACAAGAACGGGGGUCCAAGAAGGCAAUUCAAAGUGCACCAGGUGCACGAAAUGGCCGACGCCAAGAUCAAGGAGAGCGAGCGACUUCGAAAGGCGCUGAAGAUCAGUUCCGACUACGAAGAAGGAAGCCACUGGAAGCGACAGGACGAGGGAUCAAAAACCGGGUCGGAUAAGGAAGAAAGCGAAGGAAAGACCCAGGAGGAGCAUGGUAGAAACGCAGCGCCCACGGCAUGA